Ceutorhynchus assimilis (cabbage seed weevil) is the source of this 1775-nucleotide messenger RNA. NCBI's taxonomy places the organism in Eukaryota, Metazoa, Arthropoda, Insecta, Coleoptera, Curculionidae. The record is from the annotation of a GenBank genome assembly.
AAAUCAAAACUCUCACAACUUAAGAAACAUUCAACUCCUCUUAUGGUCCAUUUAAAAAAGCUUUUAUUUAUUUUAUUUCCAAAUUUGCGUUUGGUACAAGUGGCAGUGAAAAGUACUAAAUCUAGUAUGAGAUUUCCAGCUAAACUGGCCACGGCCGCCGUGUGCGUUUUGGCUUUCGAUGUUCUUGUUUUAUUUGUUGGAGUACCCAAACUAAUUAAAUCGCAAAUUAAAAAGAUGGUAAAUUUGAAACCUGGAGUGGAACUUCGUGACAUGUUUAUCACAGUGCCAUUUCCGCUUAAUUUUAACGUAUACAUUUUUUCCGUUUUGAAUCCGGAAGAAGUCCAAAGUGGCGCUAAACCGAGAUUAAAAGAAAUUGGUCCAUUUUGCUAUGAAGAAUGGAAAACUAAAAUUAACGUACAAGACUUCGAAGGGGAUGAUACAGUUGCAUAUGAUCCAGUUGAUACUUUUUUCAAAGCUACUGGGCCAAAAUGCGUUAAUGGUGAUACUGAAGUUACUGUACCACAUCCAAUGAUUUUGGGUUUGGUAAAUACAGUGCUACGUCAAAAGCCAGGAGCUCUAACUUUAGCCAACAAAGCCAUAAAAUCAAUUUGGUCCGAUCCAACCUCGAUGUUUAUCACGGUAAAAGCCCGCGAGCUUCUUUUUGAUGGUAUAAUAAUUAACUGUGGGGUAUCGGAUUUCGCUGGGAAAGCUAUUUGUACGAACUUGAGAGCGGAACCGUCCUUGAAGGCUAUUAAUGAGGAGGAGUUGGCUUUUUCUUUACUAGGACCUAAAAAUGCCACCCCAGGUAAACGAAUCAGAGCGUUUAGAGGAAUUCAAGAUUUCCAUCACGUAGGCAAAAUAGUUACCUUCGAUGGUAAGUCCCAAAUGGAAGUUUGGAACAGCUCGAAAUGCGACGCGAUAAUUGGAACCGAUGGGACGAUUUUUCCGCCUUUGGGGAAAAAGGAAGAGGCAAUUUGGAGUUUCGCUCCAGAUAUUUGCAGGUCUCUUCCUGCUGUAUUUGAAAAGAAAACUAAAUAUGAUCAAAUUCCUGUUGGUUCUUUCACUGCUUCAUUGGGUGACGCAUCGAAAAAUCCAGAUGAAAAAUGUUUUUGUACUAAUCCUGAUACUUGUCUUAAAAAAGGAUUAAUGGAUCUGUAUAAAUGCACUAAAAUACCAUUGUAUGCCUCUUUGCCACAUUUUUACGAUAGCGAUGCAAGCUAUGUCAAUGGUGUGAGAGGAUUGAAACCUGUAGCUGAAAAGCACGAAAUAAGGAUUUUAUUUGAAACUAUGACAGGUAGUCCACUUCACGCCAGAAAAAGAUUACAAUUUAGCAUGCCUUUGGAACCCAACGCUAAAGUGGAUCUUUUUCAUAAUUUUACCACAACUGUGUUUCCUCUAUUUUGGAUAGAAGAGGGUGUCGACCUCAAUAAAACCUACACCAAACCCAUCAAGAAUUUGUUCAUGGUGAAAAAGGCUGUCGGUGCGAUAAAGGUCAUUUUUCUUAUCGGCUCACUAGCAGCCCUGGGAGCAGCUGGAUACCUUUACUACACAACUGACAAUUCCAUAAUUAGGACGACUAUACAAAAAGUGAGACCUGAUGAAAAUGGUUCGGCAAAUAACAUCAAUACGAUUUUGAAUGGAAAUCAAUUGGAAGGAAGGCUCAAUGAAAGUUUCGAUCACAAAUAUUAAGUUAAAAUCAAUAAUAAUGUAUGUGUUUAGCUAGAAUAUAAUUUAGAAUAAGAACCAAAAUAAUGUUGUUAUAAUAAUGCUUCUAG